This is a messenger RNA of Branchiostoma floridae (Florida lancelet), 1450 nucleotides long. Its product is annotated as sugar transporter SWEET1-like. The transcript is spliced from 6 exons. Lineage: Eukaryota; Metazoa; Chordata; Leptocardii; Amphioxiformes; Branchiostomatidae. Gene Ontology annotation, biological process: carbohydrate transport. The record is from RefSeq and is a predicted model, not a curated record. Gene Ontology annotation, molecular function: sugar transmembrane transporter activity. Gene Ontology annotation, cellular component: membrane. The coding region runs from base 122 to 754 and encodes 210 amino acids.
AUGGUAUCUCCUUUAAGGACGUUUGACCUCAAGAUGGCGUCCAAAUAACAUAGUCGAAAGCUUACGUGUUCAGUUUUCACUUUUAAUUCUUCUGUUCCGUGCAAUACUUCGUAGUUCAACAAUGGAGGAGAUAAAAGUGGUAUCUACAGUCUGCCUGGUCUUCACACUGUGCAUGUUUUCUGCAGGAAUCCCAGACUGCUUGAAGAUGUGGAGGACCAGAAGCACCCAGAACAUUCCAUUUCUCCCCUUUCUGGUAACCUGCAUCAAUAAUCUGAUAUGGCUUUACUAUGGUCUGUGGCAACAAGACUCUACCCUGAUCAUAGUCAAUGCUGUCGGUGCAGUCCUACAGUCCAUCUGUAUGUUCACAUACAUGGUCGCCUCCAAACAGAAGAGCAGGCCCAUGAGUCAGAUAUUAGUAGGUGUGGUUGUCCUGACCACCCUGUAUCUGUACCUCACUAUAGUCAUCACCAGUCCCACUGUCCUGGUGGACCGGCUGGGGUUGGCAGGAGCUGGUAUCACCAUGCUCAUGUACACUUCUCCAAUGAUGGAACUGGUCACUGUGGUCAGGACGAAGUCCACCAGGUCCAUCUCCAGACCUCUGACAGUUGCCACUUUCUUUGCUUCAAGUCUGUGGUUUUACUAUGGCUACCUCCUGCAAGAUCUUUACGUCCAAGUUCCCAAUUUACCUGGGAUCAUCUCCAGCAUUGUCAGGCUGUACUUGUUCUGGAGGUACCCAGGGGAGAAACUAGCUUGAACUUUUGUUGCAUGAAAAUGCCAGACAUUGUGGAAUUGCCACAGUGCAUUAUAUGUGCAUUAUACUUGGCAUGGUAUAGGAAGGACAAGACCUGGGUUUUUUUAUCAUAUCAGGUAUAGAAUUAUUGUGAUGACUAUUUCUUGGUGUUUUUUUUUAAUUUUUUAAGUUAUAUAUUGCAGAACUCUAUUCUCAUCUCACUGAGCAUUAUUUUACUAGGUCAUCUCCAAAGGAAGUAAAUCACCAAAGGAGGUGGGACCUAAGUGAAGGAGGUGACUCAGAGGUGUUGUCAUCUCUGAUUGUAUUGUUAAAAAAUUACGAGAUUAGGCUGGGAAAGUUUUUAUCAAUGUACGGUUAAGGACAAUCUUACUCACACAAUUUUAGCCAUGGGACAGUGUAACUCUGUGGGUUUGCUUUGGUUUAUAACGGGCUAUUGCACUGGGGGCCUAAGCUAAAGCCCUGUGUUACUCUGACUCCCAGGGUGCCCCCAUUUCUGUAAUGUACCUGGCAUAAAGAGCAGUCUUCUCUGGGCAGACAGUAUAUUGCGAUUACAAGUUAAGUACAUGUAUAUACAAACUACUUGCUAGACACCGUAACUCAAACAUUUCUGUUAAUAUUAGUCCAUUCCUUUUAAUUGUUUGUUUGACAACAAUUAAUUGUUUGUUAUGAAUGAAUACAAUGAAAUUUGAUAAAUGAGAA